AUGAGUGGCCUUUCUACUUCGUUAAACACUGAAUUAUUGUCACUCUCUAGUGAAGCUAGACGGAAGCAUCCGGAAAUAAAAGAGGCUGCAGAAAGAUCAAUAUUUAUUCUGAGAACAAUCAAGGAACGACCCGGAUUUGAUAUAUCAGAGGAAUUAUCAAGGAACUCUGACUUCCUGCGUCCAUUCGUUCUAGCAUGCGAAACAAAACACAUAAAGCUGGUUACUAUAUCUAUUGGCAGCUUACAAAAAUUAAUAUCUCGUCAUGCCAUUCCUGAGACAUCGAUAAAAAUGAUCUUGAAGACCCUAAACGACAUAAUGUCGCAGGGCGUUGAUAUUCAACUCAAGAUUCUACAGACAUUACCAUCACUUCUCAGUAAUUACGACUCUUUACACGGAGAUCUCUUGGCUGAAGCGUUGUUACUUUGCUUUAGACUACAAGACUCAAAGAUCGUUGUUGUUAAUAACACCGCUGCUGCAACCUUGCGUCAAUUGGUGAUUAACAUCUUUGAGAAAGUAGAAUUAGAAGACGAAAGAAAUCAGAAAGAUGAUUCUCAGCAAUCCGCUAUCGAAAAUGAUUUAAACAUUUUAUUGAUACAAGUUAAGAAAUUAUUCGAGAAUUCAAAAUUUUUGGAUGAUAGUGCUUUACAGGCCUUUUCCAAGUUUGAGCUUGAAAAAGUCAAACGUGUAUUGCGUGUUAUUCGUGGUGUGUUGACGUAUGCAAAUAGUCCGUCAUAUAGACCGGAUCGCGAUUAUCUUACCCCUUUGCAAGAGUCGGUCUUGGAUAUUUGUAUCAAGAUGGAUAUGACAGUACCCGGAACUCCUGCGGCUGUCAUUGGUGAGUUGGCUGAUUACAUGACGCUGGCAUUUAUAAACAGAGCUCAUGCAUUCGAUAAUGGUGAUUCUGGCAAGAGCAAUAAAGGCUCUCCAAUCACGGCCAAGGGUGAAACUACCAUUAGGCCUUAUGACACUGUUACUUAUAUAACAUUUUCCAAGACCGUGAUGACCAAGGCUACGGAUAUAUUUCACAAGUUUGUCCAUAACAAGGAAAUUUAUACUGAAGAUGUUUUUGCAAAGCUUAUUACGGCAUAUGGGAUUCCAAUGGCAUUGAAAUAUGACUGCCCACCCCCCGGAAAGCAUACACAAGAUGUGGAACUCUGGAAACUCGCUACAAAGUCUUUUUUGUCGGUAGUAAAAGCUGGGUUGAACGUACUGGAAGAAUUUGGAAAAAAAAUACCUGAUGAAUGCUUUGUAAAUAUAUGGAAACAGCUAGUUGACGUUCUCGAUAAGGCCCUAUUGUCAAAAAGUACACCACCACAAACAAUGAUUAUCGAACAACACGACACAGAUGAAGCAUUCGAUAUGAAAUUCCUUUUAAGUCUACAGUCAGAUGUCUUCAUACAUAUGGGCAGCCAACGAGUACCGCUGGAACUAGUUGAAAAGUUGAUCAGCACUAUUCGAAAGGGAUCACAGUUAUAUUCUACGAAUGUCAGUCGUCAAGCGGCCCUAGCUGGCUCGUUGAACAAACCGUUACCGAACCCUAACGCGCCGCUCGCCCAUUUCAGGCGUAGCUCACUAAAAGUGGAAGGAACAACGGCAAAAAUUUACCCAUCACCGAGAGAGCGGUUUGCAUACACGUGUCUGCAGUGUUUGUUUGAUUUGUGCUCAGAUGAGGAUAACGAUCAACCUUUGGUACGUCAUCGAAUAGCCAAGGUUGCUGCACCCGUACUGUUGGAACGUUGCGAGUCGGUGAUCAAUAAUUAUAUGGCUGAUCAACCAUUGCUUGGUAAGCUGCCACUUCCAAGUAUAUCUGUUAGAGUAAGAAACGACGAAAUACUGUUGAUUCUUCAACAAUUGGUCAAGCUACGAUUUAGGAAGAAUAUACUACAAGUUGAACAAGAAGAUUCUAGUAAAUCGACGGUGAAGAAGCAAAUAUUAUCUGGUCCAUAUGCUCAUUUAUUCUAUUUAUAUCCAAUACUUUGCGAGGCUAUUACUGUUGCGGACGAGAAUAUUGCGGGAUUACUAAAAGAUUGUUUAAAGAAAGCCG
This is a messenger RNA of Paraglomus brasilianum, 2044 nucleotides long. The record is from the annotation of a GenBank genome assembly. NCBI's taxonomy places the organism in Eukaryota, Fungi, Glomeromycota, Glomeromycetes, Paraglomerales, Paraglomeraceae.